Messenger RNA from Aspergillus tubingensis, 633 nucleotides. Its product is annotated as tetratricopeptide repeat family protein. The record is from RefSeq and is a predicted model, not a curated record. Bases 1 to 633 code for a protein of 210 amino acids. Lineage: Eukaryota; Fungi; Ascomycota; Eurotiomycetes; Eurotiales; Aspergillaceae. The transcript has 2 exons.
AUGACAGCAACCAACGGAUGCAACCACGAAGAGUGGGAUACCUAUUACAAAUGGGAGCCUGGACUUGCAUCUUUCCACCAGAAGGCCCAAGAAGAGCAGAACCACAUGUUCCUCCAGAUCGAUCAAAACGAUAUUUACGCCUCACAAUGCCUUGGGAAGCUCGUCAAGAUCGACUCACUGGACAGGCUAUAUGACAUCCAAAGCGGACUUGCUGUUUAUGAUGAAUCAAUGCACUUUCUCAAACAGAUCAACUUCUACCAAGUCGUGGCUGAGCCAAGUGUCUGGCGCCACCAGACCGCAAUCUAUCAACUUCUGGUUGACCUGUGUGGGCAGCUUGAAGAGUUGGUGUAUAUUGUCGAAAGUGCAUUUGAGUUUAGUCCCGAACAUGCUGAGCAGAUGAUCUUGAACAGCUAUAUUAAGUGGCGCUGGCAUCUAUGCAGUGUGGUGAUUGACGAUAUCAAAAAGCGAGUGGAUGAUCUGAGUAAAGAUUUCGGGCGUUGGACCAGACAGACCCCUGGAGAAUAUGGGGACAUCUUUCCUCCGAACCCUCUCGACCAGGAAACUGAAACUAACGCAUCGGAAGUGUCGGAGAUUCGAGGAAUGACUAGGUUUGGGGCAGUAGCAAUGAAUUAA